Molecule: messenger RNA, 1779 nt
Organism: Tripterygium wilfordii
Lineage: Eukaryota; Viridiplantae; Streptophyta; Magnoliopsida; Celastrales; Celastraceae
Product: putative glucose-6-phosphate 1-epimerase
Exons: 8
Coding region: 507-1415 (302 amino acids)
Biological process (GO): carbohydrate metabolic process
Molecular function (GO): carbohydrate binding; isomerase activity
Source: RefSeq, a predicted model, not a curated record
AUCUUUUCCUCCCUUCCUCCUGUGUCUUUUUUUGAUGUUGGACUUUCAAUUUUUCUGUCUGUAUUGGCCAUAUAUGACCCCUUACCAUUUCAGUUGGAAUUUAUUAUUAUUGGCUGGUUUUUAUUGAAUUUCAUACAUUUUGGUAAUCUGGGUGACGGUUUCUUGAAUUGGGUUUUUGUCUUGUCCUCUAGAGAGAGAGUGCUUUUAUAUUCAUUCACCUCACCUGUGAAAUUGCCUUUUAGGUUAUAUGUGGUCAGAAAUUUUAGCGGUAUAAACAGAUUUGAGGUAGGUUUAGUUUUGUUGUUGACAGUUUGUUCAGUAUCACGAGAUACCAGAUUUUUCACAAGAAAGAAAGUUUACAUACCCUUUAUAUUGAUUUGGGGUUUUUUGAUUUCUGGGUCUGGGAGGUCUGUUUGAGGCAUUCUUUGUUUGUGUAGAGAGGAAAAACGAGAGGUUGAGAGAGUUUUAUUGUUUCUUGUCAUUCAUGUCCUUACCACUUCUUUGCCAUGGAUCAUUCUGGGACAGAGAGAGCAGCACUAGUUGAAGUUACAAAGGAUAAAUUUGGAAUUGAUCAGGUUUUGCUUCGAAAUACUCGAGGGGCUUCAGUGAGGGUUAGCUUGCAUGGAGGACAGGUUCGUUCAUGGAGAAAUGAAAGGGGAGAAGAAUUGUUAUUUACUAGUAGUAAGGCAAAUUUGAAGCCACCAAAUCCAGUGCGAGGAGGAAUCCCUAUUUGCUUUCCACAGUUUGGAAACCGAGGAACACUAGAGCAACAUGGAUUUGCAAGGAACAGGAUUUGGGUCAUUGAUGAUAAUCCACCACCACUGCAUCCAAAUGAAAGCAAUAGCAAAACCUUCAUAGACUUGCUACUCAAACCAUAUGAGGAUGACCUUAAGAUUUGGCCUCAUAGUUUUGAGUUCCGUCUUAGGGUGGCUCUUACAGCAGAGGGGAAUCUAACGAUGAUUUCACGCGUCAGAAAUAUCAAUUGCAAACCAUUUAGUUUUUCAAUUGCAUAUCAUACUUAUUUCUCCAUCUCUGAUAUCAGUGAAGUGAGGAUAGAGGGAUUGGAGACGCUUGACUAUCUUGACAACUUAUGUAAGAGAGAGCGCUUCACGGAACAAGGGGAUGCGUUGACUUUCGAAUUUGAGGUAGAUCGGGUGUAUCUUAGUUCUUCUGAUGUGGUUGCAGUAUUUGACCAUGAAAAGAAGAGAACAUUUAUCAUAAAAAAGGAAGGACUCCCAGAUGUUGUGGUCUGGAAUCCAUGGGAGAAGAAGGCAAAAGCUUUGGCAGAUUUUGGGGAUGAAGAGUACAAGCAGAUGCUGUGUGUUGAUGGGGCUGCGAUUGAGAAACCAAUCACGUUGAAGCCUGGUGAAGAAUGGAAAGGCCGAUUAGAACUCGCUGUUGUGCCUUCAAGUUGAAUUAAGCAGCAGAACCUUAUCUGAUUCUACACGAAUUCUGUGAUGAUCGAACACAGACAGUGCUAACUACCCAAGUUUCUCCUGUGAAGUUGAUUAACUAUUUGCAAAAGAUAAUGUGAAUAAAAGCAGUCCCCUUAUAUCUGAGUGACUGCAAUAGUAAUUUCCUUUUGGUGGAGAUGCUUGUUUUAAGUUUUCUCCAUACUAGGAAUGAGAAACAGUGUAAGUGAUAGCUUCUUUCCCUGCAAAAAUUGUAUAUGGAUUGUAGAGUUCCUGUUGAGACACCAGUUUGGAUUGUCGUGUGUGUACUUCCUUACCUGUUGUGGUAAACUUUAGCAGACAAAACACAAGCAGAAAAUUCGACUGA